AUGUGGAUUCGGGAGCAUCUUUACUUCAAUGGUUUCAGUAAAAAUUAUUUGAAUUGGAUUUGGCAUGGCGAGGCUGCGGAGAAGGAUAGAUUAAAUUCGAGUGUCAACCAAGAGCCAACUGAUAAUUGUCAUAAUGAUUUUGAAACUGUUAAUUUGUGUGAGGUAGCGUAUGAUAACCAUACAGAAAAUCCAGAAGCAUUUAUGAAGUUUUUGGAGGAAGCAAAGAAGCCACUGUAUAAGGGAUGCAAACGUUACACAAAGUUGCGUACACUUGUAAAACUGUACAAUACCAAAGCAAGGCAUGGGAUGAGUGAUGCUCUAUUUUCAGAUCUACUAGCAGAUUUUGGGGACAUGCUGCCAGAUAACCACAAUCUGCCAUCGUCAAUUUAUGAAGCAAAGAAGACGUUGAGUUGUUUGGCUUUGAGUCAUGAAAAGAUUCAUGCUUGUUCCAAUGAUUGCAUCCUUUAUAGGAAACAAUAUAAAGACUGCGUAAGUUGCCUGAAAUGUGGCUUAUCAAGAUGGAAGCUAACCAAGAAAAAUGUUAAGAAGAAAGGUGUUCCUGCCAAAGUGGUUUGGUAUUUCCCUACCAUACCAAGAUUUAAGCGCAUGUUUAAAUCUUUAGAAACUUCCAGAAAUUUAACAUGGCAUGCAGAUAGCACAAGAGUUGUUGGUCAGUUACGCCAUCCAGUUGAUUCACCGUCAUGGAAAUUGGUGGAUCAUAUGUGGCCCGACUUUAGAAGUGAGGCAAGAAAUAUUUGCCUGGCACUUGCAGCCAAUGGAAUUAAUCCUCACAGCAAUCUUAGUAGUCGCUACAGCUGCUGGCCAAUCAUGCUGGCCACAUAUAAUUUGCCUCUAGACAUGUGCAUGAAAAGGAAAUUCAUCCUGCUAACGAUGCUCAUUUCAGGGCCAAAACAGUCUGGAAACGAUAUAUACAUCUACCUUGAGGUUCUGGUUGAUGAUUUGCAGCUGUUGUGGGAAGGAGUUGAUGGAGUUUAUGAUGCCUAUCGAAGGGAGGUUUUAUCUCUUAAAGCAGUUCUUUUAUGGACCAUCAACGACUUUCCUGCAUAUGGUAACCUUAGUGGAUGUACUACACAUGGUUAUUACGCAUGCCCAAUAUGUGGUGAGGAUACUUAUGCAAAGCACUUACAAAAUGGGAAGAAAAUGUCAUUUGCUGGGCAUAGACUAUUCCUACCACGAUUUCAUCCAUAUCGGAGGCAAAUAAAGGAGUUUAAUGGCAUGGAGGAACUUGGUGAAGCAGGUAGGCCAUUAUCUGGAAUUAAGUUGUUUGACAAGCUUUCAGACAUAACAUGUGAGUUUGGAAAGAAAACAAGUGGAAAAACCAAGGACAAUGUGGCAGCUAGAUUGGACAUGGUUCAGAUGGGAAUUAGGCCUCAAUUGGCUCCUAAAAUUGGUGAGAAAAGAACAUAUCUACCUCCUGCAGCAUGCUCAUUCACAAAAAAUGAGAGAUUACAAGUAUGUAGGUCAUUAAUGGAUAUAAAAGUUCCGGAAGGUUUCUCAUCAAACAUGAAGAAUCUUGUCUGCAUGGAUGAGAUGAAGCUGAGUGGCUUGAAAUCACAUGAUUCUCAUGUUAUAAUGCAGCACUUCCUGCCAAUAGUCAUACGUAAUUCUCUGCCAAAAUAUGUUAGAUAUGCUGUCAUAAGAUUAUGCUUCUUCUUCAAAGAUAUUUGUUGCAAGAUUAUCGAUGUAGCCAAGUUAGAUAAGCUGCAAUCUGACUUGAUCGUUACACUCUGCUUAUUGGAGCAGUAUUUCCCCCCUUCUUUCUUCGAUAUCAUGCUCCACUUAACAGUUCAUCUUGCUCGUGAAGUCCAAUUAUGUGGACCAGUCUACUUCAGAUGGAUGUACCCAUUUGAAAGAUGCAUGAAGGUGUUGAAAAGUUACGUAGGCAGUCAAAAAUAUCCGGAAGGUUGCAUUGUUCGGAGAUAUGCAGCAGAAGAAGCAGCUGAAUUUUGUUCAGAAUAUCUCAAUGACCUUGAUCCUGUUGGGGUCCCUAAAUCACUACGUGACCCAAACGCAAGCAUUCCUGGAUUCUCAGCAAGCAAUUCAUCAAUCAUCGUCCAACAAAUUGAUCUCCAACAAGCACACUUGACUGUUCUAGAAAAUACAGAAGAAAUAUCUCCAUACAUUAUGAAUGCAUGUCAGGUGGCUGCUAAAAUCGAUAGUUGCAAUGGUGGAAUGACAUCGUCAUUGAGAUGGCUAGCCCAUGGACCACGUGUGCGAGUCUUAAAGUGUGAUAACUAUGUCAUAAAUGGUAAUUUAUACCAAACAAAAGAGCGGGAUGAUGAGAAAGUUUGUCAAAACAGUGGUGUUUCUCUACUUCCCAACACGAUGCUUGUUUGUAGUGCCAAAGAUAAGAAUCCCGUGUUAGAGAAUGUGACUUUUUAUGGAGUUAUUGAAGAGAUAUGGGAACUAGACUAUCAUCAAUUUCAAGUUCCUCUUUUCAAGUGCGCAUGGGUAUCAAAUGACAAAGGAAUACAAUACAAUGAUGAAUGUGGCUUCACCUUAGUUAAUCUGAACAAACGAGGCCACCAGAAGGAUGAAUUUGUGCUUGCAAGUCAAGUUAGACAAGUAUUUUAUGUUGCUGACCCAUUGAACAAAGGGUGGUCAAUAGUGCUUCCAGUUCCAAAUAGAUGUUACGAGGGAGAAGAGGAUCUUUGGACCAGAAUUCCCGAAGCUCGACCAAUUGAUAAUGUUGAUAUUCAUUGGAAAAGAAAAAUGCGUCCUAAAAAACAGCGAAAAAUAGGAAAAUAUGAUGAGCCACGUGUAGUUGAGGACACCGAACUACACCAAGAUGCUGAUGGGUUAGCCGCUGUAGAGCUACGAGGAGAGACUGAAAUAGAAGAACCUUCUAUUACUGGGUAG
Molecule: messenger RNA, 2880 nt
Organism: Zingiber officinale
Lineage: Eukaryota; Viridiplantae; Streptophyta; Magnoliopsida; Zingiberales; Zingiberaceae
Exons: 4
Coding region: 1-2880 (959 amino acids)
Source: RefSeq, a predicted model, not a curated record